AAAGUGUGUGAUUUGUGUUCUCAGCUGUGCUCAAAAUAGGCCGUUCUUUUCUGACGCGUAGGUGGAUUUACAGUCCUCCAAAGUGCAACCUCUAUCUUGAUUCGAUUCUUAAAAACCGGGCAGUCGGGUCUUCCCAGUGAGUGAAACCACAUAAAAACCCCGGUCAUUCAGCACGGUGCCGUUUGCGAAGCAAGAUCAUCCCCGUGCGUUUGGGCCGCUGCCAGUCACAGAGCCAGUCGGCGCGAGAAGCUUGUUGAAUAACCCUUCGCAUGGUUUAGUGUUAGUGUGUGUGUGUGUGUUUCUGUAUGUUAGUCAACAAAGCAGAAUUCGUUUACUCCAUCAGUUUAGUAAACGCAACAAUGGUACCAGCAGUUCCAUCCAUCGGAUAACCGCCAGUCGUGACCGUUGUGAAUUGUCAUUAUCCCAGUGGAUGCAUCGGGGAGAGGCCAAAGUUCGGUCAGGCCUUGAGCUUCAACCUCAGAUUAGAAAAGUUAGCCUCGUCCAGUGACUGUCUAUUGUGUCGGUUGUGCAGCACUACUUUGGCUUGAUGAAUUCAAAUUGAAAAUUAUUCUCAUCAUCCAAUUGUUCCUUGUGCGGUGCAAAAUCUCGAAUGGAGUGACAGAAGAAGGAAAAGUGACACGAAUUGCGCCAGAAGAGGCGGAAAUACCUCCAGCGAGUGAGAAAGGGUGGUGAAGACGCACGCCCGCCAGCAGUGACCAACCUCGACUCGGGUGGGAAAAGUAAUACGGAAACCACAUUGCGGAAAGUGCUUCGUGAUAUUGUGCGACGAAGAAGGAAGUCUUGGCACACCAGAAGUGCUGACAAUUGAGAUUGUUUGCUUUUCAACAGUAUUUUCUUUGUAUUUUGCCAAGCCACCGUUAGAAAUAACGUGAGAAGUUAGGGAGUGUGCCUUUCGUGUGAGAGCGAAGUUAAUAUCGUUGUCCGUCCAGCUCGAGUCUACAUCCUUUCCUGCUGAUAAGAAGAAAGAUAUUAAUGUGGAGAUAAAAGAGUGCGAUAAGGCAAAAAGUGUGGUGACAAGUGUCAGUUUGGAGAAGGAAAAAAAAAGUGUAUCAGUGUAAGAAAGGUUCCGCCUCAAGUGGGGAGCUCUUUACCGUAGUGCACAGCAUUUCGACAGCGAAUGUGAGAAAAAUACACAACAUAUGUAGGAAGUAUAUUUGAUAGCCACUCGUGUAUGGAUGAAAGGAGGCGAAAAGUUUGAGCAGUGAAUUGUAGUGGAAAAAUCUACCUUCUCUUGUCAGAAAGGAUUAUUUCCGUUCGUAAUUCUGUCCAGCCCAGCCCCGGCACGGUAAACAUCAAGGCACUAGCAGCUGUGUGAAAGGCAUCAUUCUACUUUUAGUUCAGCUGUUGAUAUAACGACGACGUUACGUUCUGGGACAGCAACGGCAGCUACGUCAAGGUGUGAUUUCUUGGAAUAUCGCUCUUUAUAUUUGGGUGCAAAACCCACACGCUCGAUUCAACAGGCUAGUACGACUGCUACUGUACUGCGGUACACAGGUCAAUAAAAGGCGACCAACAGAAGUUCGCAGCGGAAAAUUUCGCUUGUAACCGUAAUCAUUUUUGUGUGGGAGCUUUAGUGCUAGAAGAAACUCGAGUUCAAAGAAUGCCCAGCCAGCAUGCCGCAGACAAACACAGUAGUACAUUUGCCACACUUUCGGCCAUCGUUGCCAUCAGCAUCAUCGCAUCAGUCAUCCGGGUCCCGGUGGCUUUGGCGCUCCCAACCAACUCGGAACCGGCCAAGGAAGGAAUAGUGUACCAGAAAUGCACCGGACCUGGCGAGCCCGGACCUUGCCAGGGCUUUGGCUAUCGGUACCGCUUUGAGCAGACAACGAACAAUUGUACGCAGUUUAUCUGGGGUGGCUGCGGAGGCAAUCUGCAGAAUAAUUUCGAAUCCUAUGAACAAUGCAUGCAGCAAUGCGCUAACGAAACACAAACGCAGCCACCGGUGCAACCGUUGACGACGACCAGCAGCAGCUCGACGACGUCGGUCCGUACGCAAACACAGGAAACCGCCCUGCAGCAGUACUCCUCCAGCAGCACGGUGGCACCGGUCCCGGACGAGCUGCGAGGCUCGGAACUAACCUUCAAGGAAACCGGCUACGAGAAAACGUUCAUGUUUGCCAAGAAUAACACGUUCAUCCAGAUGGAUGGGGAAACAAUACAAACAUUUCAAUUAAGAUUAUGCCGUGAAAUAUCAUUCCAAUUUCGCACCCGUCUACCGCACGGUCUGCUGGUGUAUCACAACGUCAAAACCCCAGCCGGCGUGAAGCUCGACCCGUACGCUCUGUACGUCAUCGUGGAGAAGGGCCAGCUCAAAGUGGUGCACGUGUUUGGCAACCACUCGACCAGCGUGACCGUCGGUGAGGGCCUCAACCGGGACGAGUGGCACAGUGUGAUGGUUCGAAUCGACGUUCACGGCGCUCGGCUGAUAGCUCGUGUCGAUAACCACAAGGAGGAAGUCUACCUAAAGGGAUUAAAUCAUGAAACCAACUACGGAGUCUCCAUAAACCUGAUGUCGGUCGUGCUAGUCGGAGGAUUAAGCUCGGAGGAAAAACUGCACGGCGUCAAGUACAUAAUCGAGUCAUUUGUCGGCUGCAUCCGCAACGUGGUCCUGAGCUCCGGGAAGGCCGCCUCUGACCUGCUGCCCAUCACGCCGCUGAUAGCGACCAAACACGAAAACGUAAAGGAAGGCUGCCGCAACAAAUGUCACUCCCGGCAGAACCUGUGCUUCACCGGAUCCCGCUGCAUUAAUCACUACUAUGACAUCUCGUGCGACUGCUUUGGCACCAAAUACGAAGGCGAACAUUGUGAUAUCUAUACCGCAACAGUAUUAACGUUACGAGGCUCCAGCUACGUAUCGUACCGGAUCUACGACUGGAAGGACCGGGUGCACGCGCCCGUCACCCGGAUCAGCAUGAUGUUCAAAACGAACUACGAUGAUUCGGCGCUAUUCUACGCCAGCGGAGAAUCACUCAAACCGCAAUAUAUUGCCGUUUCGGUGAAAAACCACUCGGCCUACAUCGAGAUGGACUUUGGCGAUGGCGUUAUGACGGCCGUGCUCGGGCAGGACCUCACCAAACACUACUGGCACAAUCUAACUAUUUUUCACGAUCACAACCAGGUCAGGGCCGUGCUGGAUGACCACAUGAAGAUUAUAGAGAUUCCGGGGGAAAUUCACAAUCUGCUGUUUGAUCCGGAAAUCUACUUCGGCGGUGGCCCGAAUCUUUCCAAGCGAAAGGGACUGGCGUCGAACAACAACUUUGUCGGCUCUUUGAAGUACGUGUUCUACAAUGACGUGUCCGUUCUGUUCGAGCUGAAGAAGGGUAAUCCCAAGGUGCACUACAUCGGCGUCCUGCAGGAGGAAUUCCACGAAACGGAAGUGGAUGUUAUUCCAAUCACAUUCUCGUACGCCAAAUCCCACAUCUGGUGGCCGAUGAGCAACGAGGAUGUUCUUAAUUUGAAAUUUGAUUUCAAGAGCAGCAAGGCAACGGCCGUGCUGGCCUACAGCGAAGUGCGGACCAGUGAAGGUCACGGCUUUUGGGAGAUAAGGCUCGCCACCGACCGGCUGAGCUUCGACCUGUGUCCGGACGUGACCAGCAACAUCACCCACACCACCUACAUCCGGAUCGACAAUCCGACCUCCUGGCACGCGAUCCAUCUGACGUACGAGCGGAACGAGAUUAAAUUUGUGGUCGACUUUCGGCACGCCGUCACGCAGAUGUACGGCCUCUCGUUCAACGUCGGCGAUAAGCUCAUCAUCGGAAGCAGUCUGAAAGCGGCCGCAUCCGGUUUGGUCGGCUGCCUGCGGGAUCUGAAGAUAAAUGGGGUGGAAAUCGAGCCGAGGUUUCUGGUCAAGAGCGAACGGGUGGUCGGUGAUGUCUCACUCGAUAACUGCAAAUACGUCGACCCGUGCAAGAAACCGAAUACCUGCGAGCACGGUGGAAAGUGUUCGGUCAAAGACGAUGGCAUUAUUUGUGACUGCAAGGAUACCGGUUAUAUUGGGAAAAAUUGCCACUUCACCAAUUUCCGCAAGACGUGUGAGGAGCUUGCGCUGCUCGGGUAUUCCAAAUCGGACGUUUACUCCAUCGACAUCGACGGGAACGGUGUGUUCCCGCCGGCUCGGGUCAAGUGCGACUUUCAGAGUUUAGCGAAUGCCACCAAGACGAUUGUUGAGCACAAUUUACCGUCGCAGGUGGAUGUGCGGUCGUACGAUGAUGAGGAUUUUAGCUUCAAUAUCCAGUAUAGAGAGUUUAGUGCUGAAAUGUUGCAGGAAUUGAUCUCCCACUCGUUGUACUGCACUCAGUACAUCAAGUACGACUGCAUCAAAGCCCCACUGGAACUGCACUCGGCAACGUGGUUUAAAUCCUCGAACAACAAUAAUACGGUCGAUUCGCUUGGAGAGGUUAAAAGAGGAACCUGUCCGUGUGCGCUGAAUCGGAACUGUGAAGAUCCCAACAGUAGCUGUAAUUGUGAUGCUAGCUUGAAUCGAUGGCUGUCGGAUGAAGGGUACUUCAAGGAGCCACCAAAUUUGGGCAUCACUCAGAUGUAUUUUCUACAGCAGAAAGAACUGCUGGACGAUGAGUCGCAAGGCAGAAUUACGCUCGGACCGCUGGAGUGUGUGGAAACAAACACUCAAAAGUACGUGGUCACAUUUACCACGUCGCAGUCGUAUAUCGAAGUACCGGGCUGGCGCAAGGGAGACAUUGCAUUCUCCUUCCGGACUACGGGCGAGAAAGCGAUCCUGCUGUUCCAGCCUCCGAUUCGGUCCAACUAUCCAUCGUUUAUGGUGGCCCUGACCGGCGACUACCAGCUGACGUUCAAUUUUACCCUCAACACUGGGACGCCCAAAACACUGGUCAUCAACACCAACCGGAAGCUGAACGGAGGCGAGUGGCACAAGAUUUGGAUCGAUUACAACGAGCAUCACGUGCGAUUUAUGAUUAACACCGACACCCGGAUGGUUGACCUACAGCCAGAGGAAGAGUUCGGACCGUUCGAAGGUAGUAUGUUCAUUGGCGGGGCUCCCACAGAAAUCUCCAAAAAGUAUACCGUCAAACAGGGUCUAAUCGGAUGUUUCCGUGGACUCGUAGUAAAUGGUGAAAUUCUGGAUAUUUAUAGCUUUAUGUCGGUGCAUUUAUCGGAAAUCAUAAAAGACUGCAAGCCUUCGUGUGUUCCGAAUCCUUGCAAAAGUGGAGCCUACUGUCGAGAGCUGUGGAGUACCUUUGAGUGCGUUUGCAAAAACCGUUGGGCUCAUUUGGGUCAGCACUGCGAAACAAAUAUCAACGAGGAUGCACUGACAUUUAUCAGCCGCGAGUCGUACCUGAAACGAAACUACAUUAGCGAUGCCGAGGAGCAGCGAGAAGAACGCGAGAAACUUCGCAGCAUAUUAAAUUCCUCGCUGCUAAUAAAUCUCCGCACCUACGACAAGCAUUCGUUCGUCCUGUACGCCAACGAUCACAACAACAAUUUCAUCCAUCUGUACCUGACGGACAACGGCCAGGUGGUGUAUUUGUACAAUUACGGCAACGAUAUCGUCAAUCUGACGCUGGAACACGCAUCGCUAAACAACGGCAAAAGCAUUCAGGUGGCGGUGAUUCGCACCGAAACCAACACCACCCUGUUUGUGAACGAGAAAAACAUCACCGUCGAGCGGGGACAUUCGCUGCUGGAGGAGUACUCGAACAAACCGUGGACCAAUCCGGAAAUGGAGGUUCUCUCACCACACCGGCCACCGGCUCCACCCACCGAAUACUUCCAGUUCAACAUCGGUGGCUUUGAUCCGGCUAACCUGCUCAAGCCAAACCCGGACACGACGGAAGAACUGCAAGGCUACAUCGGCUGUAUCCGGGGACUGAAAAUUGGCGAUAAUUUGAUUUCACUGAAAGAGAUGGCACUGCAGAAUAAUGCACACGUCACCGAGGGCGUACUGAACGAUUGCCAGAUGAAGUGCGAUGCCGAACCGUGCAAAAACGGUGGCAUCUGUACGGAGAACUUUGUCAAGCAGGAAAGCACUUGCAAUUGCGAGCAUACCAGCUUCCUGGGCGAGUUCUGCUCGGACGAAAAAGGAGCAAGUUUUAGCGGAGAAGCGACUCUUCAGCGAAAGUUUGUUCUGGCGGAAAAAGUUGAACAAGUUCGGCUGCAGCUGGCAUUCUCCAGCAACGACAUGCGACGGGCCAACCGGGUGAUGCUGCUGCUGCAGUCCAAAAACGACCGUAGUUACUAUCUGAUGGUGGCCAUCACCCCGGACAAUCAUCUUCAUAUCGAGGAGGACCGGGAGGUCGGCACGUACGAGGCCCGUAUCGAAGGAAACUUCAUGGACGACGCGCGUCAUUCAAUAUUCUACAGCAGAAACGGUGACCGAGCCGCACUGCUGGUGGACCGGCUGGAAAUUCCUAUCAAACAAGUUCAAAGCAAACCGCUGGUGAAAGUGCAGGAUCCGGGUGCAAAUCACGUCCAAGUGGGAGGUGUCAAUACCACAGAUCCCCGCUUUGCAGUGUACAAAAGCUACGAUGGAUGUUUGUCGAAUAUUUUCAUCCAGGUCAACAACGAUACAAUGAAACCGCUGGAGGAGUAUAUGCUGUUUACCAAGAGUGAAGCGGAAAUGAUCCACGUCAUCAAUUCCCAGGGUGUCCGGUCGGCACAGUGCAAACAGUUCGACGUGAUCCCAAAGCUGACACCGUUCAACGAGCCGAUGCUCAACAUGACCUCGAGCAUCGACAAAAACUGGGUGGUGGACGCUCCGGCCCGCGUCCCGUACGUGGCUCCCAGCGUGGGCCCAUCGAAGGAAGAGGAUAAAACGCAGGUCAUAUUCAUUACACUGACCGCCGUAUUCGUGGUCAUUGUCGUGUGCUGUCUGAUCGAAGUGUACCGGUCGGAUCGGGAGUACAAAAAACGACUGGAGCGGGAAACGGACGAGGGCAUUAUCCUAUCGAAAGAACAGGCAGCGAAAAUGCAGCUCGAAUCGGCCAGCGCCACCAAUGCGAAAGGCUUCAAUUAUAAGGCGAUUCCAGUCGACGAUAAAAAAGAAAACGGAAUGGCAAAACCACUAAUAGGAAUUUUGAAGAACGGCAGUGUUACACCGCCAGUUAAUGCUACAGCAAAGGAUCCCGAUUUGACUCCCAGCGAUAAGGACAUCCAACUGUUGAGCGGAAUUAGAGAUAGUCAAUUAAUGGACCACGAACCGCAAUGGGAAUCGCUGGUCGCCGAAGAAUCGGAAGCGCUCGUUAAAUGUCGAGGCGAAUCCGGUGACAACGACGAGGACGACGACGACGAUAGUGAUGAUGAUCAAAAUUCACAAACCGGCCGAGCCGGGGCGACGCCGCUUGCCAAUGGUAACGGAAUGACACCGCACUCGGAUCAGGACGAUACGGACACCGACACCGAGCUGCUCGAUCCACCGGUAAGCAUGACACUGAGAAGCCUUGCACCGUUUAGCUCGAUCAGUGAAGUAACCUUGAACAAGCUGGAUCUUGGCGACUUGCAACUAAAAACCGAUAAGCUAGAUGUAUAGCUAGUAUACCAUUCCUAUCACAUUUGUUUUCUUUUAUUCUAUCUAUCUGUUCCUAAUUUUCUUUUAUCACUGACUUGUACGCAACUUAACACAAUCAAAUCACCAUAAUUGUAUAACAUCAUGAGGCUCAAUGAUUUAGAAUUAGAAAUAAUCAAGCGUUGUGCUGCCAAAUGCUAAACUAGUUAACAUUAAAACCACCAUCAGCGAGAAGAAAACGCAUGCAUAUCAUAAGACAUAGCGUAGAUAUUUAAAAUGAUCUGAAAUCAAUCACAUCAUUUAAAGAGAUUGCCAAUCCCACAGGCAUUGGUAUGCAACCAAAAGUAAAGUACUUAAUCUUUACACUGCACGGAUUGUUGCACGGCACCUACAA
Sabethes cyaneus is the source of this 7898-nucleotide messenger RNA. RefSeq names its product axotactin (gene axo). Lineage: Eukaryota; Metazoa; Arthropoda; Insecta; Diptera; Culicidae. The coding region runs from base 1622 to 7528 and encodes 1968 amino acids. The record is from RefSeq and is a predicted model, not a curated record. The transcript is spliced from 20 exons. Gene Ontology annotation, molecular function: serine-type endopeptidase inhibitor activity.